Messenger RNA from Danaus plexippus (monarch butterfly), 541 nucleotides. RefSeq lists its product as uncharacterized. The coding region runs from base 1 to 414 and encodes 137 amino acids. The record is from RefSeq and is a predicted model, not a curated record. NCBI's taxonomy places the organism in Eukaryota, Metazoa, Arthropoda, Insecta, Lepidoptera, Nymphalidae. The transcript has 5 exons.
AUGACUUUAAAAUCCCAAGAUCUAGGUGAUGUGGUGGUCGCCCAUGCUGUUUAUUCUAUUGGACAUGAACCGCGUGAGAUCAUAUUCUUCCGCGAAGGUGCUGUCGUAUUUUGGAAUUGUACAGAACUUGAAGCUAAUAAUGUUCUAGAUUUUGUCAGGCCAUUUGAAAUGGGGAGCUACCCAAACGAAGUAGUCAACAAGGAAAGAGAAGUGAUGACAUAUGAUCUUAAGAUUUCAUGCAGCUUCCCAUUGUGGUUCGUAAGCUGGGUGAGCUUUUCUCUCUCCGUCACCAGCUGUGCUUGGAGUCAGACCUGUUGGAUACACUGGACUUCUACUGGGAAGAGGAAAGGCUCGAGCGCCUCUACUCACACACAGUCGCAUACUUCACCAUACCAAGACGUACACGGGUGUUGAACGAGCGUCUCUCCCAUUGCGUUGAGUUGUUGGAACUGUUAUCCAGCUGGGCGGCUGAUCGUCACCACGUGCGCCUGGAGUGGAUGGUCAUCGCUCUCAUCCUGGCCGAGGUCUGAUUGUAGAUUAG